UGACAAAUCAAAACCUUUUUCUGCAUUUAGAAAAAAAAUGGACUUGUCUGUGCUCCCUUCAACGAGUGAAAACGGCACUCGUUUUACCAUCCGCUCAGCCAGCUCUCCCUCUUACAUGUUCACGCGCAGGUCAGGCAUCAGGAGAAGGGAGACAACUGAAGCUGCUGGAGAACGAGAGAAACGUGGGACAAGCGUAGGCACAAACGAUUCAAAUAACGAUGGGAACGAGAGAGUCAAAGAUCAGAGUGAGGAGAAGGAUGCGUCAAGCUGUCGACUGACAUCAAAGCUGGACCAAAAUGGCACGGCGGACAAAACAGCCCUGGAGUAUAACACAGAUGUCUGUGUAAACUCUGCGCUUGAAAGACGUGGAAGAACAGAGUGGAGAUCCAACCUGCCAAGUAGAAGUCAGAGUUUUGAGUGGAGACCAAGAACAAGAAGCCCUAUUCAGUGUCCCAGAACUGACUCGUCCAUGCUGUCGUCCAAAAGAGAAGCUGACUUCAGUAAAAACACAGGAGGUUCAAAGGAAAGGACAGAGCUUGAGAUCAACAUGACGGGAAGGGUGACGUCGUCUCUACUUCAAGAAAGUAGCCCUGUGAAUUACAGUAGCCUGUUUUUGGACGAAGCCAGCAAGGUAAAGUCUCUCCCUUCUAGGUUUAGGUCUGAGUAUGGCCCUGACUCGAGGUUUACAGAGACUUCGUUUGGGCCCAAAGGGGUUCAGAGUAUCCAAGAGCGGAUACAGAAACUGUUGGAAUCAGCUGGCGAGAAGACGACAGGAGGAACCUUUCCCAGGCGGUUCUCAACAGGAGAUAACUGCAGUCCGGUGCAAACCAGGGUGUCAUUUAUCUGGCCUCAAAAGGACGCCAACACUUCGGUGUCUGAGACUUUGGUUUCUCCUGAGAUAAAAAAGCCUAAAGGGAAAUCUCCAGCGAAGCAGUGGCGAGGAUCAUUCAACAGCAAAUAUUCAGAGGACGUUAACUGGAGCAAGGGCAUGAUGGAAAUGGGUACAAAGUCCCUGGACAGAGCAAGAAGCAGGAACACUGUAGCAGCUCAGAUCAACUCUCUCAGGGCUACAGGAGAGAUUUUUCAAACUGUACAGCCCAAAACUAUUUCAGAGUACAGAACCGGACAACUCAAAGGACUGGAAAAGAACAAAGAAAAAGCUGAAGGAGCAAUAAAACAAACCAAACCCAAGAGUGUUACAGCUGAUGAAGAUGUGUUUGACACAAACCCUCAGAUUACGCUGAAACCCUUAGAGGAGAAUAAGCUUUCAGAGACAGUUCCUUCUUCAGCCAGCGUUCGAAAUAAGAUCAGUCAGUUCGAGGCUCUGACACAGAAAGUCACAAACGAAGUCCAGACACCGAGAUGGACAUUUUAUACAUCGACACAACUCUACAAGGCCCACGAUGGGGUGAAGAAGAGCAGGUCAGCGAAAGAAAUACGUAAAUGCGGAGAUAAAUGGGAGGGAGACAACGGGAGAGAAAACUGCAGAAAGCUUGGACCAGAGAGGUCUUUAUCAGUGGACGAGGUUGGAUUAAGAUUAGGGAAGAUGGAGACAGAAGGAAGAGAUUCAGUUGACACAGGCUUCUCUGAGGAUUUUGACAAAUAUUCCAGACUCAAGAAAACGAUGCACAUUCCUCUCGACGAAGGAACUCAACGACGCAGAAGAAUGUUUUAUUUUGAGCCUGAUAAGUUUGAAAACUCAAGCCCCGAGGAUUCGAGCAAGGAAGAGGCAGCAAGCAACAGCGUGCUGCCCCCACAUCCAGUCCCCGUACAGCCGCAAAGUGAAAUUUGUUCUCCUGUUAGUGACGAUGACAAGACUCCAACAAACACCCCUGAUGGAUUUUCUUUUAUUUUUUCUGCUGCACAAACAAAAAAAGCCCCUGCCAUUGCAGACGAUAAAAACAAAAGCACUUCUGUUAUCACGCAAGAAGAUGAAAUGGUCUCUCCCCUUCUGCCUGCCACUUCCUCCCACAACAACGUCUCAGUCGUUUGUACAACACAAGAGGAGAAAACCGAUGAAACAGACUUUCCCUCUUUUCCUCCUGCCACUAUCUCCAAAAGCAGCAUGUCGGACGUCUUCUAUCCAGAAGUUAAAACAACUUACCCGAAGGGGAAGAAGCAGCUGUUGGACCUGAACGCAUGGGUGGCAGGUCUGAACCCAGAGUAUAAAGGAUGGAACGAGUACAUAGGUCAUUACGAGGAUGAUGAUGAAAGCACGCAGAAAGAUGAUGAUUCAAACUACGAUUCAGACUCGGAUUCAGGGGAUUCGUCUGUGACCAUCACCAGUAAUAAGAGCCAAUCAGAUCGGAAGAGUUUCAGUUUGAGUCUUGCAGAGCUGUGUAACUUUUCCGGCGUUGAAUAUGAAUCGGAUACGGACGUCGAUGAGUGGGCGCAACACAACCGGCGCUCUGCCUCAAUGAGCUCAGACAUUUCGGCCUUCUCCUGUGUGUCUUUGAUGCCUGCAGAGGAGCUCGACAAGCUGCUGGAAGACGUCAGGGACCUGGGGGAUGAAACUCUGCAGGAGUAUGAUGACAUUCAGGUUGUUGUUCUUCAUAAGGAGGUUGGGGUAGGGCUGGGCUUCAGUCUGGCAGGAGGAGCAGACCAAAAUAAACCCAUCACUGUUCACAAGGUGUUUCCUUCAGGUGUUGCAGCCCAGGAGGGCUCCAUAAUGGAAGGGGAUCAGGUUUUGUCUAUCAACGGCAAUGCACUGUGUGGGAAUGCCCACUGGGAGGCGCUACGGAGCCUAAGAAGGGCGAAGGCUCGGGAGAUGGUAGUGGUUGUGCUGAGGAAAAGUGAUGUCAGUGGUGCUCCGCAGAAGAUCGGGCAAAAAAAUAAUGAGCGAGUAGCACAGACUCAACUGGAAACAGGCCAACGGGUGUGUGUGCAGCUGCAGAAGAACAGCAGGGAUUUGGGCUUCAGCCUGCAGGGAGGUGUGGGCUCCAGAGAGGGGAACAGACCGCUCACCGUGCAGAAGAUCUUCCAGGGUGAGCGGAGCAAAUCAGGGCUUCUUCAGACACACUAA
This is a messenger RNA of Nematolebias whitei (Rio pearlfish), 3022 nucleotides long. RefSeq lists its product as uncharacterized. Gene Ontology annotation, molecular function: CD4 receptor binding; cytokine activity. The record is from RefSeq and is a predicted model, not a curated record. Gene Ontology annotation, biological process: leukocyte chemotaxis; induction of positive chemotaxis. Lineage: Eukaryota; Metazoa; Chordata; Actinopteri; Cyprinodontiformes; Rivulidae. The transcript has 5 exons. The coding region runs from base 38 to 3022 and encodes 994 amino acids.